Molecule: messenger RNA, 1887 nt
Organism: Closterium sp. NIES-65
Lineage: Eukaryota; Viridiplantae; Streptophyta; Zygnematophyceae; Desmidiales; Closteriaceae
Source: the annotation of a GenBank genome assembly
AUGACGCUUCCGUCCAUCAACGUUCCCAAAAUGCCUCGCGCUGCCAGCGAGCUCCUAAACGGCUCGUAUUUUGGCAGCCGAAGCGCGCGCGAGAGCCUUCCGACGCUCAGCACCCAGAGCAGCAGCCUAUCAGAUCGAAGCAUAUCGACGCGCAGCGAGCCGGCGCUGAGCAGCGGCGGAGAGAUGGCGGAGCUCGAGCACCAGAGCUCCGCCGGGGGAAAGGCGCAAGCGGGGGGGGAAGCGGAGGGCGGAAAGACGGCGCAGCAGAAGCAGCAGUGGGGCGCGUGGCACGCGCAGGUGCAGCAGCUGUGGGGAAGCAGCAGCCAGCUGCUGGCGCGGUACACGAGCGGGGGGAAGGUGGCGUCGCUCGAGAACAACUGCGCCAUGCAGAGCGCGUGGAAUCCCGUGGGCGCGCAAGGGGAAUCCGACCGACCACAGCACGUCGUGAUUUACAUCUGUGAAUCCCGGUCGAGGGAGACUCGAUCCUCGUUAGUGAGUGCCCCCCUAAGAGAUUCCUUCGCCACGCUUGCUCGUGCCCUUCCCAUCCCUUCGGCCUCGUCGUCGCAUCGGCCUCCCCUACAUCUCGUACGCGCACUCCCCGAUCCCGGAUCUGUAACGAGUAUAGAUACUUUCAAACCGUUACAGGCGGCAGCAGGCGAGGAGCGAUCGUUGCGGAAGGAGGAGAGAGUGGAAGGGAGGGAGGCAGAGGGAGAGAGAGAUGCGGGUGGGAGGGUAGGGGAAGAGAAACUGCCGAACCAGGCGAGAGCGGAGGUCGCGGAGCAGCAAGAGAAGGAGGCGGAUAAGGAGGAGAAGAGAGAGGAGGAAGUGAAAGAAGGGAAAGAAGAAUCAGAAGAGGGGGACGACGAGGAUCCCGAGGUGGAGGCGGGCUUUAAGAUGUCGCGCGUGUGCGACCGGCUGGUGGACGUGUUCUGGGUGGAGAAGCCCGACCCCGCGCAGUGGCGCCUGCUGCUCGCCUUCAGCGCCGAGUGGGCGCGCAUCCGCCCGCACUUCUUUGCGCGCGCCAAGCUGCGCGCGCGCGAGUUCGAGGAGCAGGGCAAGCCCGACAAGGCCGCGGAACUGUACCGCCUGGCGCGCAGGCUCAAAGAGGUGGACGACUCAAUGACGGCACACAACGAGCUCUUCUCAUUGGUGGAGGAGCACGAGGCGGAGGGCGCGCUGGAAGGGCUGGUGGCGAGGCGGCGGAGGGACUUCACGGGGGAGUUCUUUGAGCACCUGCAGAUCCUGUGCCACACCAACCGUGAUCACCCUCAGCGGCAGGACGAGAUCGCAUCCCUGGCAGCCAAGUGCGUGACAGCGGUGGACAUUCACGAUAAGGUGGAGGCGGAUGAGGUGGCGGUGGAGGCGGCUCAAGCCAAGUUUGACGACAUCAUGGGUAGCGCCAGCCUGGCAGAGGCGUGUGGGAAGAUCGACCAGCUGGCGGCGCGGCAGCAGCUGGACUCGACGCUCAUGCUCAUGAUCACCAAGGCAUGGGCUGCUGCCAAGGAGAGCAACAUGAUGAAGGAUGAGGUGAAGGACAUCAUGUACCAUCUGUACAAGCAGGCGCAGAUCAACAUGCGCAUGCUCGUGCCCAAGGAGGUGCGCAUCCUGCGCCACGUGCUCGCUAUAGACGACCCCCGCCAGCAGCUCACAGAGCUCACCAACGCCUUCUCGCCCGGUGGAGAACUGGAAGUGCAGAAUGCCUCAGAAGACAUGCUCUACACAACACCGGAGAAGCUCUUGGAGGUGAUAGAGCAGGUGCUGGAUGCGUACUAUGCGCAGCGCAGGCAGCAGAGCUCGCUGAUUGACGAGGCCAAGAAGCUCAUGAACCCAGCGGUGAUUGCCAGAAUGGAGGUGCUGAAAGACAUGAUAGUCGAUCAGUUUAUGUAG